Molecule: messenger RNA, 1123 nt
Organism: Chlamydomonas reinhardtii
Lineage: Eukaryota; Viridiplantae; Chlorophyta; Chlorophyceae; Chlamydomonadales; Chlamydomonadaceae
Exons: 7
Coding region: 635-1063 (142 amino acids)
Source: RefSeq, a predicted model, not a curated record
AGCCAAGGGACCAGGGCUUGAAACAGGGGCAUGGCAUACUUUAUGGCCCGAAGUAGGGCUUACACAGGAACGGGAGUGCGCGGUGCGCAUCGGUGUGCGCUGAGUCAGGCUGAGCUCUGCACGGCUCUGCCGCGGGAAACGCAGCUGACGACAGCUGUUGAGCACGGUUGAGCCCUGUUGAGCCCUCUGUUAUUGCGUUUGUUCCCCUGCGCUCUGCGCGCGCGUACCCUGCCCCCUUCAACUUCUCUUUGCCACUACACCUUAUAGAAACUUUGCCGUUCUCCGGCCCCCCGCCGUAAGUCACCUCACCAACCUGCCUUCACAUUGUCCCAUCGCACACCCCGCCGCAAGUCACGUAGGAGGCACCCGACCGAAGGAGCUACCCGCCUGCGCCUUUGCUUAAAAUCACCUUUAAUGGUACCUCUGGCCCUGAACACCGGACUCUUAUCGGAGCCGACGCUAAGCGCGUACCGUCGAUCGUCCUUCACACAUCAGCAUAGUCACACGUCGAACGCACAUAAUACCCAUUUAGUAUCCUAAAAUAUAUCACUUGCUGCUCACAAAUAAGCGACGCCGGGACGGUUGAAAUUUGUGUUCUUUGACUUUCGCCGCGAGCCGUUCUUCCUGAUUCGGGAUGUCUGAGACUUUUGGAGCAUGCAAUCAGUGCCUUAUGGGCCUGAUUGGUGCAGCGGAGUUCGCCAUAACCGUGGCUCUCUUCGCACUGAGCAGAGACAAGCUGGAGAACAAGGCGGUUCUCGUGAACGCUGUCGACAUGCCCGUCGACACGCCGGGCCCCGCCACAAAAUACGUCGACUAUGAGUGCCUGUGGCAUCCAGACCCCUCUCAGAACACUGCAUGCUACCGCACUAUGGUGGCGUUUGCCUUCACUAUUGGCGGGUCGGGCGGCAUGGCCAUUGUGCUGAGCUGCCUCCUGAUCUGUCUGGCUGGGGCGCAAGCCGUGCAGAUCAAGACGAUCGCGGACAUGUACCGAGUUAUUGGGGCGCCGGCUGUCGUCCUCAACUUCCUGGCGUGGAGCGUGCAGGCGGUGAGCCGGCACCCGUGAGGACAUGCGUGGUCUGGCCUGGGCCAAUGUGUGUCUAUUCGCUGCCUCCGUCACCAUGGG